AUGGAUGCAGAAUUACUUGGUUUAUUCGAUUCACUCGAUGUACAUAAGAUGUAUUCGCAGUUCGAACCGCUGUAUAAAUUGUGGUGUGCUUAUUUUUCUUCUAUACACGAAUGUAAUAAUUCAGAACGAAUACUUAAAGCUGAUUAUCAUGGUUGUCUUCUAUUGGUUGUUGAAGCUGACAAUCCGUCACAGAUUGGUAUUUGUGGUAUAGUAGUUCGUGAAACUCGGCAAACUUUUAUGCUUAUAACCAAACAAGAUCGCGUGCUAACAAUUCCAAAACAAGGAACAGUAUUUCAAUUUGCUUUUAAAAAGAAAAUAUAUACUUUAUUUGGCAAUAGUUUCAGGUUUCAACCGUCUUUACGAGCAAAAAAAUCAAUGAAGAAUCGCUUACCAAUUCCAUAUUUUUUGAGAUAA
Molecule: messenger RNA, 414 nt
Organism: Thelazia callipaeda (thelaziosis nematode)
Lineage: Eukaryota; Metazoa; Nematoda; Chromadorea; Rhabditida; Thelaziidae
Source: the annotation of a GenBank genome assembly